AUGCUCUAUCUUGUUGGAUUAGGCCUGGGUGAUGAGACUGACAUCACCCUCAAGGGCCUUGAGGUGGUCAAGAAAUCUGCGCGAGUCUAUCUUGAAGCGUAUACUAGCAUCCUCCUCGUCGACAAGUCUAUCUUGGAGUCUUACUAUGGUCGCGAAGUCAUCAUCGCCGACCGCGAAAUGGUCGAGUCCAGCAGCGACGAAAUCCUAGAGGGCGCUGACACUGUAGACGUCGCAUUCCUGGUUGUCGGAGAUCCUUUCGGUGCCACAACCCACACCGAUCUCGUUAUCCGCGCCCGCGAAAAGUCGAUCCCCGUCCGCACAGUUCCCAAUGCCUCCAUUCUAUCCGCCAUCGGCGCUGCCGGACUCCAGCUCUAUCACUUCGGCCAGACCGUGUCCAUGGUCUUCUUCACAGACAAUUGGCGCCCGGCGUCUUUCUACGACCGGAUACGUGAGAACCGAUCCAUCGGCCUGCACACCCUCGUUCUCCUGGAUAUCAAGGUGAAGGAGCAGAGUCUGGAGAAUAUGGCGAGGGGAAGGAAGAUAUACGAGCCGCCGAGGUACAUGACCGUCGGUCAAUGCGCGCAACAAAUGCUAGAGAUUGAGGAGGAGAAGAAGGAGGGCGUAUAUGGACCAGAAAGCCUUGCUGUCGGCGCCGCGAGGGUAGGUGGCGAGACGGAGAAGUUUGUUGCGGGUACGCUCAAAGAGCUCUGUGAUGCCGACGAUAUCCUUGGAGGGCCUCUGCAUAGUCUUAUACUCCUUGGAACCGGCACGCAUGAGCUCGAGCACGAAUAUGUGCGAGAGUUUGCACUGGAUAAGGAAAACUGGGAUCGGAUUUGGGCUGAAAACUAUCAGAGCAAGAAAUAA
Molecule: messenger RNA, 864 nt
Organism: Scedosporium apiospermum
Lineage: Eukaryota; Fungi; Ascomycota; Sordariomycetes; Microascales; Microascaceae
Product: Diphthine synthase
Exons: 3
Coding region: 1-864 (287 amino acids)
Biological process (GO): protein histidyl modification to diphthamide
Molecular function (GO): diphthine synthase activity
Source: RefSeq, a predicted model, not a curated record